AUUUAUUAUUUUCAUUAUGUAUUUUUCAUUGUUUACUACGUCUUGUAGAUUGAUUAUGAUACCGUCUUAUGAUUAUUAAAGUCGGUGUCAUGAAAUCUGUUUGCUUUCAUGCCGACAAAAUAUUUUAAACGCAAUUCCUUUAUUUGUACAAACAUUCAGUAAUACUUGCCUCUCAGAACUAUAUUAGAUGAUUCCGUAUGACUAACUGUAUGAAAUGAUUGGUAAACAAUGGCCUUUACCAAUGUAGUUGAACAGUCGGACUGCGAACGGUUGCUGAAAGACAUUCAAAUGAGAAGAAAAAUAGACCAUCGUAUUACCCUAAGAAAACUGGUCAUGUUCUUUGCAUUGUUGACUUUAUUCGGUAUCAUAUAUUUUGGUUAUUUUUGUUCAGACAACCGUUGUUCAUUAUCCUAUAAUCCCAAACCGGCCAUUUAUUCAGAAUGGACAGUAAUGAAUCUUCUAUCAACUAACAUAACUGACUUUAAAAGUGCUAAAGACACAGGUACAGGAGUGAGUUACAAUGAUAUGCAAAGUGAAAACCAAUUACGUUUUGACAUGAAUGCACAUGAUGUUAUGGUGUUUUUGCAUAUUCAGAAAACUGGUGGUACAUCAUUUGGACGUCAUCUAGUUCAAGAUUUAGACUUACAGCGCCCUUGUACAUGUCAAAGAAAAAGAAAGUUAUGCUAUUGUUUUAGACCUAGUAGAAAUGAAAAUUGGCUUUUUAGUCGAUAUUCUACUGGUUGGAAAUGUGGACUCCAUGCAGAUUUUACUGAAUUAACUGGAUGUGUUGAUUCUGAACUUGACAAAAAUGAAGGAAAAUCUAUUAAGCGAAGAUAUUUCUAUCUUACUUUAUUAAGAGAUCCAGUUAGUCGUUACCUUUCUGAAUACAAACAUGUACAAAGAGGAGCAACUUGGAGAAUGUCUAGACAUUGGUGUGGAGGGCAUCCAGCAUCUCUUGAAGAGUUGCCAAAAUGUUAUAAUGGUACAUUUUGGACAGAUGUAACAUUAAAUUCGUUUGCGGAUUGUCCAUAUAAUUUAGCCGCCAAUCGACAAACAAGAAUGUUAGCAGAUCUAUCUCUGAUUGGCUGUUAUAAUUCUUCAUAUAUGAAUCAAGAAGAACGGAACAGGGUCAUGUUAGCAAGUGCUAAAAGAAAUUUAUUAUCAAUUGCAUUUUUUGGACUCACUGAAUUUCAAAAAUUAAAUCAAUACAUAUUUGAAGAAACAUUUAAUUUAAGAUUUGCAGUAACAUUUACACAACAUAAUACAACUCUAUCUGCUGUUUAUAAAUCAUUAUUAAAUGCUGAAGAGUUGGAAAAAGUGAAAAAAAUUAAUGCAUUAGACAUUGAAUUGUACAAUUUUGCAAAGCAUUAUUUAUUUCGACGAUUUGAAAAAUUGCGAGCAAAAAACUCAAAUUUUAAAGAACGGUGGGCACAUUUAGGCCAAUUGCCAAGUCAAACUGCAUUUGACUGGGAAAAAGAAGUAGAGACUGAAGCUGCUGACAACGAGGUAAAUUAUACGUAGCAGUGACUCUUUUUGUUAAACAAAAACAAGCAAAGAAAAGUAACAGAUCUCUUGUUUAUUUGAAAGAAUGUAUAUUCUAUAAUAAUAUGUAUGCUUUAAUCAUUUCCCAAGCUUGUUCCUGCCAUGCCAAAAUACUAAAAUUAAAUUAAAUGUAUUCAGAUUCAAAAAAUUGAAUACAAAAAAAUAAUAAUGUUAUUAUAUAAUUAUAUAUAGUUUAUAUACUAAUAUAAUUUAGUUAUUGUUGUACUAAAGGAACAAUGUUCUUAAAAAAUAUUAUAUUCUCAUAUCAUAAGAAAAGGAAAAUAAGUUGUAGAGCUUAAAUACAUAUUUAUAUCAAUCUAAAAUUAAUUAAUAUUUGUCCAUGGUAAAAGAACCAUUCCAGUUAAAUUUUAAUCUUUAUUAAUUUGAAAAUUAAUAUAAAUGUAAUUAGAUAAUAAAAUUAACCAUAUUGCAGUUUUUUAAAUUAAAUUUCCAAAUUUAAGUAACAUUUAUCGCUGAAAUAUACAUAUCAAUAAGAACAAAAUAUGUCAUUAAAUCACAGAUGCAUUAUGAUCAAAGUUAUCAUUUGAAUUAAGUUUGUAUUCUUCAUUAUCAAUUUUACUUUUUACAAGACUGUAAUUUGAAAAUAACCAAAUUCAAUUAAAUUUAAUUACAUCAUUUAAAUUUACUAUAACUUGUAUACCUGAUAAACCAAACUAAUUUAAACACUUAUUAAAAACAUUACACAAUUUUUGCCAUAGAUGUGUUAAAUAUAGUUUAUCUAUAUUUAUAUAUUCUAACAAAAGUAUACUUAUUAAUUACCAAAUAU
Rhopalosiphum maidis (corn leaf aphid) is the source of this 2329-nucleotide messenger RNA. It is a transcript of the gene Hs6st, whose product is annotated as heparan-sulfate 6-O-sulfotransferase 2. Gene Ontology annotation, molecular function: heparan sulfate 6-sulfotransferase activity. Bases 229 to 1521 code for a protein of 430 amino acids. The record is from RefSeq and is a predicted model, not a curated record. Lineage: Eukaryota; Metazoa; Arthropoda; Insecta; Hemiptera; Aphididae. The transcript is spliced from 6 exons. Gene Ontology annotation, cellular component: membrane.